AUGGCCAUCCGCCACUGUAAUCUAGUUUCGUUACUUCUGUUAUCCAUCGUGGUAAUUUCAUCCGCGAGUGAGUAUCGUACCUUUAGUCCAUCACCAAAAUACGAGUCUCCAGUUUACACCACAUCCCCAGUGUACGAGGCACCAGUAUACACGCCAUCUCCAAUUUACACCCCAUCUCCAGUGUACGAGUCACCUGAAUACACACCAUCCCCAAUCUACACCCCAUCUCCUGUGUACGAGGCACCAGAAUACACACCAUCCCCAAUCUACACCCCAUCUCCCGUGUACGAGGCACCAGAAUACACACCAUCCCCAAUCUACACCCCAUCUCCGGUGUACGAGGCACCAGAAUACACACCAUCCUCAAUCUACACCCCAUCUCCAGUGUACGAGGCACCAGAAUACACACCAUCCCCAAUCUACACCCCAUCUCCAGUCUACGAGGCACCAGAAUACACACCAUCCCCAAUCUACACACCGUCUCCAGUAUACGAGGCACCAAAAUACGCACCAUCCCCAAUCUACACCCCUUCACCAGUGUACGAGGCACCAGAAUAUACACCACCCCCAAUCUACACCCCUUCACCAGUGUACGAGGCACCAGAAUAUACACCAUCCCCAUCAUACAAGUCACCUGAAUACACACCAUCCCCCGUCUACACCUCACCCCCCGUCUACACCCCAUCUCCAGUGUACGAAACACCUAAAUACACACCAUCCUCAAGCUAUACCCCAUCUCCAGUAUACAAGUCACCAGAAUACACACCAAGUCCAUCUUCAAAAUACAAGUCACCAAAAUAUACUCCAUCCCCAUCAUAUAAAUCACCUAAAUACACACAAUCUCCUGUAUACAAAUCACCUGAAUACACACCAUCUCCCACCUACAGCCCAUCUCCUGUAUACAAGUCACCGGAAUAUACACCAUCCCCAAUUUAUAGCCCAUCUCCCAUAUACAAGUCACCUGAAUACACACCAAACCCAUCUCCAGCAUAUAAGUCACCAGAAUAUACUCCAUCCCCAACCUAUAGCCCAUCACCAAUUUACAAAUCACCAACUUAUAGCCCAUACCCAGCUGAUAAGUCUUCAGAGCACACUCCAUGUCCAGCAUACAUUUCCCCAAACUAUAACCAAUCUCUAGGCUAUGAACCUCUAAAACCACCAAGCUAUGUUCACUCACCUGCAUAUACACCUUCAGUUUAUGAAUCCGCUGAAUACAUCCCAUCACCAAUCUAUACUAGUCCAUCACCAGCUUACAAAUCGCCAGUCUACAGUCCUUCACCAAUCUAUAAGUCUCCCACCUACAACCCAUCCCCGAUUUACAACUCGCCACCUUACACACCAUCGUCAGAAUAUGUUCCAUCAUUGACAUACAAGUCACCAACUUACAGUCCAUCACCUGUGUACAAGUCACCAGUUUACAGUCCAUCACCUAUCUACAAGUCUCCUGUCUAUAGCUCAUCCCCAAUCUACACGUCACCAUCUUGCAUCUCUUCACCACCAUACGAAUCUCCGGAUUACAAAUCCCCAGAUUACAGCCCUUCACCAAUCUACAAAUCUCCGGUAUAUAGCCCAUCCCCAAUUUACACUUCGCCAUCUUACACUCCGUCACCAGUAUACAGCCCAUCACCUAUCUACAAAACCCCAGUUUACAUCCCUUCACCAAUGUACAAGUCUCCGAUUUACAGCCCAUCCCCAGUUUACCAAUCACCAUCUUACACCCCAUCACCAAUGUACAAAUCUCCCGUUUACAGUCCAUCAUCAGUCUACAAAUCUCCCGUUUACACCCCAUCACCAGUGUACAAAUCUCCCGUUUACAGUCCAUCACCAGUCUACAAAUCUCCCGUUUACACCCCAUCACCAGUGUACAAAUCUCCUGUUUACAGUCCAUCACUUGUCUACAAAUCUCCAGUUUAUAGUCCUUCACCAAUCUAUAAGUCUCCAGUCUAUACCCCAUCUCCUGCUUAUAGCCCCUCAUCAUACACUCCAUCUCCAAUGUACAAAUCUCCCGUUUACAGUCCAUCACCAAUCUACAAAUCUCCCGUUUAUAGUCCUUCACCAAUCUAUAAGUCUCCAGUCUAUACCCCAUCGCCUGCUUAUAGCCCAUCAUCAUACACUCCAUCACCAGAGUACGUCCCAUCACCAAAAUACAAGUCUCCGGUAUAUACUCCAUCCGCUAAUUACAAGUCACCAUCUUACUCUCCAUCUCCAAUUUAUAAGUCUCCAGUAUACACUCCCUCCGCUGAUUACAAGUCACCAUCUUACUCUCCAUCUCCAAUUUAUAAGUCUCCGGUAUACACUCCAUCCGCUGAUUACAAGUCACCAUCUUACUCUCCAUCUCCAAUAUACAAGUCUCCAACUUAUUCUUCAUCUCCAAUUUACACCCCAUCUCCUUCAUAUGGUUACUAAGAUGGCUCCGCUAUGAUACAAUGAGUGUAACCUUUCAUUUAUUUUGUGUUAUAUCUUCUCCCUUUCCCGGGAGAUCUUACUUGUUAUUUUGAUCCAUUUCAGUUUAUAAUAUUGAUCAUUUAAUUUUUUGUUA
Molecule: messenger RNA, 2539 nt
Organism: Beta vulgaris subsp. vulgaris (sugar beet)
Lineage: Eukaryota; Viridiplantae; Streptophyta; Magnoliopsida; Caryophyllales; Amaranthaceae
Product: extensin-2
Exons: 1
Coding region: 1-2406 (801 amino acids)
Source: RefSeq, a predicted model, not a curated record